Urocitellus parryii (Arctic ground squirrel) is the source of this 2046-nucleotide messenger RNA. RefSeq names its product globoside alpha-1,3-N-acetylgalactosaminyltransferase 1 (FORS blood group) (gene Gbgt1). Gene Ontology annotation, molecular function: globoside alpha-N-acetylgalactosaminyltransferase activity. Gene Ontology annotation, cellular component: membrane; Golgi apparatus; vesicle. NCBI's taxonomy places the organism in Eukaryota, Metazoa, Chordata, Mammalia, Rodentia, Sciuridae. The record is from RefSeq and is a predicted model, not a curated record. Gene Ontology annotation, biological process: carbohydrate metabolic process.
GACAGCACUGAUUUGUAAGUUGGUGGAGGUGCUCAUGUCUGGGUGGCCUGGGACCCAGUCCUGUCACUGGCUGCAUGGCCUCGGGCAGGUUAGCCCAUGGYGCAGAGCUUCUCCUGUGCAGGGGAUCACAGUAGCACCUGCCCCACAGGAGGCUGGAGGAGCAGAUGAUACCAGCCCACGGGGUCUCACCUGGCUCCUCUAGACGUGCCCCACGCUGGUGUCAGCUCCRGUCCUCCCUGUCCUGCUGUGAGGUAGCUGGUGCCACCCCACUUUCCACAUGGGGAACCCGAGACCCAGAGGCAGGCACGGGGUUGCCCCCGGUAACACAGCACAAGAGGCKGGUCAGGACGUGGCCAAGGCUUCCACCCAGGGAGGCCCUCAGCACUGGCACCUCCCCUGCCACCAGGCCCACGGAGCUGCUGACACUCACGCCCUGGUUGGCGCCCAUUGUCUCCGAGGGAACCUUCAACCCAGAGUUGCUGCAGCUCAUCUACCAGCCGCUGAACCUGACCAUCGGAGUCACCGUGUUUGCCGUGGGGAAGAGCUACCACUGGGACCCCGAUGGGGCCYGAGGUCUAAGGCACAGACCAGAUGAUGAAUGGCCCCUGCGGGGUCAGGCCACCCAUGCCCGCUCCUGGUACCCAGCAUCCACCACCCACGUUCCCUUCCCUCUGCCAUCUACUUGCUUCUCRGCUCCUUUCUUCCAGCUUAGCCUCAGUGGUGCUGCCUAUAAGAUGGGCAUUCCUGUAGGCAUCUAUGAGAACAUCACGAGACUCUCCGAGAACAUUGGCACUUAUAGUACACCCGCUUUGUCCAGCACUUCCUGGACUCGGCCGAGGAGUUCUUCAUGCGUGGCUACCGCGUGCACUACUACAUCUUCACCCACGACCCUGCAGCCAUUCCCAGGGUCCCGCUGGGYGCUGGCCGGCUGCUCAGCAUCAUCCCCGUCAGGCGCCACUCUCACUGGGAGGAGAUUUCCACACGCCGCAUGGAGAYCAUCAGCCUGCACAUAGCCAAGAGCGCACACCGGGAGGUAGACUACCUCUUCUGCCUUGAUGUAGACAUGGUGUUCAGGAACCUGUGGGGUCCUGAGACCUUGGGGGACCUUGUGGCUGCCAUUCACCCUGGCUACUUCAYUGCCUCCCGCCAGCAGUUCCCCUACGAGCGGAGGAGAGCCUCCACUGCCUUUGUGGCCGACAGCGAGGGGGACUUCUAUUAUGGUGGGGCAGUCUUUGGGGGGCGAGUGGCCAGUGUAUAUGAAUUUACCAGGGUCUGCCAUAUGGCCAUCCUGRCAGACAAAGCCAAUGGCAUCAUGGCCAUCUGGCAAGAGGAGAGCCACCUGAACCGCCACUUUAUCUCACACAAGCCAUCCAAGGUGCUGUCCCCGGAGUACCUCUGGGAUGACAGGAAGCCCCAGCCGCCCAGCCUAAAGCUGAUCCGCUUUUCUACAGUCAACAAGGAUACCAGCUGGUUGAGGAGCUGACAGCRGAGCUGGGGCCACCAUGAAUGGGGACCCAAAGCCCUGCAGCCACCUGCCCCUGUCCAAGCUUUAGAUGGGAAGCAGGCCUGUCCUGCCUACCUCCAGCUACCAGGAGAUUCCAGCUGGGAAAGGGGUGAGGGAGGCGCACCCCUGAUGGUGCAGUGGUCUGGCACAGGGAUCGUGGGAGGGGAAGAGGAAGCGGUUAGAGAGAUGGGGCCCGCAGCUUKCCUCAUCCAGGGGUGCACCUUCUGACAGGCAGGCCCUGGUGUCUYCGCCCCCUUGAGGGCCUGAAAUCCUGCCAGGUCCCCCAAGGUGCAUAUGGCCCUUGAAAUUGCAAUUUAACACCACUGUGUGAAAGGCACAUGGACCCCUCUCUCUGGCUGCCUGGGUAUCAUGAUGUCCCCUCAGCCAUAGGCAGCCAGUUCCUCAUUUGGGACCCUCGGAAAUGGACCUGGUCUAGGCUCCCUCUGGGUUCCUGCAGACAUUGGGGAGCCACUCUCACGGAGUAGCCGCUGCCUCUGUAAUAGUUUUCAAUAAAGGGGGCACAUUGCUUGGCCCUAACCAGA